AUGCCCCCAGCCUUUAGCCGCUGUAGGUCCAGCCUCACUGCGCACGUACUACGACGCCACUUGUCCGCUUUACGGCCGCCGGAAGCGGAAGUCCGGGUUGCGAUGGCGACGGUUUGGGAGUGGUCGGAUUGGCCGCUAAUACGGAGGGUGGGACUGCAGUUGUGGGAGCUCCCCCAGGCCUGGUUUCCCCAGGGGAAUGCCCCCUCAAGUCUGCCCCACCUCGAGCACCUGGUGCUGGACCGGGUCCCGGCCUUCUCAGACGUGCAACUGCGGGCCCUGCCUCGGCAAGGGGCGCUGUGCUCCCUGGUGCUGAGGGUCACCUACAGGGUGACCCACCAAGGACUACGCGAUGCCCUGCCUGGCCUCAGCAACCUCCGGCUGCUCGAGCUGUGUGGAUGCUCCGUGUCUGCUGAUGGGGCCCUGCAGGCCAUGGGAGGCUUCCUGCCCAGACUAAGGGAGCUCAGGCUGACUGUAACUGGGCUCACAGCCAGGGGGCUGGCCAUCCUGGUGGAGAUGCAAGCCUUAGAGAUCCCGGGCCUCCUGGGACCACCACCUACCCCGGAUGAGCUUUCAGCCAAGGACAUCCUCACUUUCUGCCUCAUGUUGCCCAACCUCAGAGUCCUCAGCCUUCAGGGCAUGGGCCCGGGGUCAGCAGAUGAGGCUAUCCUUAGGGAGGGACUGGUUCACUGUAUCAUCACUGUUGGGGAGCUCCCCACUUGA
This is a messenger RNA of Dromiciops gliroides (monito del monte), 720 nucleotides long. It is a transcript of the gene FBXL12, whose product is annotated as F-box and leucine rich repeat protein 12. NCBI's taxonomy places the organism in Eukaryota, Metazoa, Chordata, Mammalia, Microbiotheria, Microbiotheriidae. Bases 1 to 720 code for a protein of 239 amino acids. The record is from RefSeq and is a predicted model, not a curated record. The transcript has a single exon.